This is a messenger RNA of Desarmillaria tabescens, 1336 nucleotides long. RefSeq lists its product as uncharacterized. NCBI's taxonomy places the organism in Eukaryota, Fungi, Basidiomycota, Agaricomycetes, Agaricales, Physalacriaceae. The transcript has 3 exons. Gene Ontology annotation, cellular component: nucleus; cytoplasm. Gene Ontology annotation, biological process: 3'-UTR-mediated mRNA stabilization. The coding region runs from base 101 to 1105 and encodes 334 amino acids. The record is from RefSeq and is a predicted model, not a curated record. Gene Ontology annotation, molecular function: mRNA 3'-UTR AU-rich region binding.
CACUUUUUCACAGUUCAGUCAUCAUCGCCCUUUCUCUCUCCCGUCCACCCUCCUGCCCUUUUCUCCCUUUUCCCUUCUUCCUCUUACCCCGCCCUUUUCCAUGCCUUCCGACUCUUCCGAAAGACGUGAUUCGGCUUCGCCACCGCAAUCGCGCUCUGCUUCGCCUUCCAGUCAUGAUAUUCUCACCCUGCGCGCCCUCGUUAGCACCAAGGACGCAGGUGUCAUUAUUGGAAAGGCUGGUAAAAACGUCGCCGACUUGCGAGACCAGACCGGUGUCAAGGCUGGCGUCAGCAAGGUCAUCCCUGGUGUACACGAGCGGGUGCUCACAGUUACGGGUCUUGUCGAGGCCGUAGCAAGGGCAUACACUCUCAUCAUCUCGCAGCUCGUGGCCUCGAGUCCCUCGUCUCCCAUUCCUGCCUCGCCUUCCACCUCUCACACUUCCAUCCGUCUCCUUAUCUCGCACAAUCUCAUGGGUACCAUUAUUGGACGCAGUGGGCUCAAAAUCAAGGCCAUCCAAGACGGCUCUGGUGCGCGUAUGAUUGCCUCGAAAGAUAUGCUUCCGCAGUCAACCGAACGUAUUGUGGAGGUUCAGGGCUCUCCAGACUCCAUUGGGCAUGCCAUUGAGGAGAUUGGCAAGUGUCUCUUGGAAGACUACGAGCGAGGUAUGGGCACGGUGUUGUACCAUCCCGGAACUAGCGAGGAGCGUUCUGGGAACCGACGAUCUACGAACGGCUACUCCAGCAGCUCCCGCCGCUCUAAUGGCGACAUACGUGGUCAUUUAUCGCCGCCCACCUCUCCCAGCAUGGGGGCAACACCAAUGUCAGUUGCACCCGCCAAUCUGCGUACCCAGAAUAUCUCCAUUCCCUCUGACAUGGUCGGUUGUAUCAUUGGUCGGAGCGGAACGAAGAUUACAGAGAUCAGACGCCUAUCCGGUUCCAAAAUUUCUAUUGCCAAAGCUCCCCACGAUGAAACCGGUGAAAGAAUGUUCACCAUCGUCGGUACCCCCGAAGCGAACGAGAAGGCUCUGUUCUUGUUGUACAACCAGCUGGAGAGCGAAAAGGAGAGAAGGGUAGGACGGGAGCAGCCGCAGGAAUUGCAGGAUUAGUUCUGAUCCCUUUUCCUUACUCGCAUUGAAUGCGCCAAUUGCUGGAAAAUCAGCUUUCUAGCAUUGACGAUACUUGGGAUCUCACCAACGUCGUCUUCACCUUUUGUCCAUUUUACAGUAGUCUAAGUCUUCCCCCCUCUGUUCAUAUGUUCCGCCUUCCUAUCAUCUUGAACCGCCGACCCGCCAACUCUCCUCGUCUCGGACUGUCUCCCUCCUUGCUGUCAAAAUGCC